GGUGUAUCUUUCUGCACUGUAUCCUUACCCCGUAAACACCAUCCAUCCAACAACAACAUCCCUGGGCCGAUCUGCGAAUCUCCUUCUCAAACGACGCAGCCGAGAAAGAAAGAAAAAAAGAAACACAGCGCAAGGAGGGAGGAGCUUACGAAGAAAGAGGAGAAGACAAGCGGAGAGUAUAAAAAUGGUGAAGGUGUUGACAUACUUUGGGAUGACAUUGGCUGCUUUCGCCUUCUGGCAAUCCAUGGACAAAGUUCACGUCUGGAUCGCUCUUCAUCAAGACGAGAAGCAAGAAAGAAUGGAGAAAGAAGCGGAGGUAAAGCGGGUUAGAGCAGAGCUGCUGCGGAAAGCUAGAGAGGAGGAUCCUCUUGCCUGAUCAUCAUCUUCUUCUUCUUCAGUCAUGUUUUUUUAUUUCUAUAAUCAAAAUUCACUUCUCUCAUGACAUUAUUUUUUCACCGUUGUGGACCAAAAUGGAGUUUGCAUAAAACGACAGUACCAUAUAUGCUUUUGAAUGUGGGAUGAUCAUGAAUAAUAACUUCCUCUUUGUUGGUCUUCUCAA
Molecule: messenger RNA, 559 nt
Organism: Brassica napus (rape)
Lineage: Eukaryota; Viridiplantae; Streptophyta; Magnoliopsida; Brassicales; Brassicaceae
Exons: 2
Coding region: 185-376 (63 amino acids)
Source: RefSeq, a predicted model, not a curated record